Molecule: messenger RNA, 1695 nt
Organism: Ceutorhynchus assimilis (cabbage seed weevil)
Lineage: Eukaryota; Metazoa; Arthropoda; Insecta; Coleoptera; Curculionidae
Source: the annotation of a GenBank genome assembly
CUUUUCAGUUUGUUGCUGGUUGUUCGCCUAAAUAAUCUUGCUAUGGGACCUGUGGUUAAUACUCUACAAGGCGCUAUCGAAGGCAGCCAAGGCCUCGAUUUGGAUGGAAAUGAAUUUUAUAAGUUUUUAGGCAUUCCUUAUGCCAAACCACCAGUGGGUGAACUAAGAUUUAAGGAACCACAACCUGCACUAUCUUGGAUCGGUGUAAGAGAUGGUACAAAAGAUGGUAGUGCUUGUUAUCACACAAACGAAAUGACUAAGGUUACAGAAGGUACAGAAGAUUGUCUUUUCUUAAAUGUAUUUACAAGAGAGUUACCAACAGAUCAUUUCAAUUUGAAGCCUGUUAUGGUAUUUAUUCAUGGAGGUGCCUUUACAGCAGGAUCAAAUUCGUCAAAACUUUACGGAGCAGACUAUCUUUUAUCAGAGGAUGUCGUUUUGGUUACCAUCAAUUACAGACUUGGACUUUUAGGAUUUCUACGUCUAAAAGACCCCAGCUUCAACGUGCCUGGCAAUCUGGCCUUCAAAGACCAAGUGGAAGCCUUGCGCUGGGUCAAAAACAACAUCCAGCAAUUCAAUGGCGAUCCAGAAAACGUGACAAUUUUUGGGGAGAGUGCUGGAGCAGCUUCGGUACAUUACCACGUACUUUCGCCUCUAUCCAGAGGUUUGUUCCAUAAAGCAAUUCUACAAAGCGGGUCAGCUUUGAGUCCGUGGUCAGACGAAACCGAUCACAGUGCAGUUCAAAUUGCGAAAAUUCACGAUUCUAGUGUUUCUACUGAGAAAGAGGCUCUGGCAGUACUCAAAAGCCUCACUGUUGAGGAAUUAUUUAAGAUACAAACUGCUUAUUUGUCGAGGUUUGACUGGAAUUCCAUGCGUCCAAUUGGCAUAGUAAUCGAGCCAGCUUCAAGAAGGACAGCUUUUUUGACUAAAAAGCCUAUUGCCAUUAUUUUGUCUGGCGAUUAUAAUAAAGUACCAAUGAUGUUUGGUUAUAAUAAUAAAGAAGGGGUCUUAUUUAAUUUUCUUAGAAAAAUGAAAGGGGAUGAGAGAAAAGUGGUACCAGAACGUUUUAUACCUUACAACAUCAAUUUGAAAAAAAACGAAGAAAUUAGGAGAGAUUUUCUGGAAAAGUUGCACAACGUUUACCUUUCUGGACCAAACACUGAUGAUAAUAUUGUCUCGCUAAUGUCAGACUACACCUUCCUAACAGGAAUCAUUGCUAGCGUCAAAAAUCAUUCCCAAACCUCAGCCUAUCCAGUUUAUCUUUACAAAAUGUCUCUAGAUACACAGUUGAAUUUAAUCAAAAGACUAAUGAAAGUUGACUACAAUGGUUGCAGUCACGCAGACGACUUGGGUUAUUUAUUCAAAGACGCUUUCCAAGUGCCAAUAGUCGCUGGAAGCGUCGAAGACGUGAGCAUGAGACGCGUGAUCCGUUUGUGGACCAACUUUGCCAGAUUCGGAAAUCCCACGCCAAACGACAACGAGUUCGGAUUGGUCUGGAAGCCGGCGAUGGCGCGUCAAUUGAACACGCUUCACAUCGCCGAUGAAUUGCGUCUGGAAGUGAAUCCAGAAAAACAGAGGCUGGAUUUGUGGAGGUCGAUUUAUCAUCAGUCGCCUGCAACUGCUAAAUAUUUGUAAAUAAUUGUUCAUUAUUAAAUGGAUUUUCCUUAAACUAAAAUUAUUUUUUGUUUGGAAAGUGAU